Molecule: messenger RNA, 2576 nt
Organism: Cydia strobilella
Lineage: Eukaryota; Metazoa; Arthropoda; Insecta; Lepidoptera; Tortricidae
Gene: shrb
Product: charged multivesicular body protein 4b
Exons: 5
Coding region: 109-777 (222 amino acids)
Biological process (GO): late endosome to vacuole transport via multivesicular body sorting pathway; vesicle budding from membrane
Cellular component (GO): multivesicular body; ESCRT III complex; cytoplasmic side of plasma membrane
Source: RefSeq, a predicted model, not a curated record
AGAUGACGCAUCGACUGCUGCAAAAGAAGGAUAAUAAUUUUUCUCGUACGUAUUUGUGUGUUCAAUCAAGAAUUUGUGUCUCUAAUUUAUCGGAUUUAAACUAUCAAAAUGAGUUUUCUGACGAAAAUGUUCGGAGGCAAGAAAGAGGAGAAAGGCCCGACAACGCAUGAGGCGAUACAAAAAUUACGUGAAACUGAAGAGUUGUUGAUCAAGAAACAGGAAUUUCUGGAGAAGAAAAUCGAGUUGGAAAUCCAAACAGCUAGGAAAAAUGGCACCAAAAAUAAAAGAGCUGCAAUUGGGGCGCUCAAGCGUAAGAAGCGCUAUGAGAAGCAAUUGACCCAGAUUGAUGGGACACUCACCCAGAUUGAGGCGCAGCGUGAGGCGCUUGAGGGAGCUACCACCAAUGCCCAGGUGCUCAACACAAUGAAGGAUGCUGCCAACGCAAUGAAACUUGCUCACAAGGAUAUUGACGUAGACAAGGUGCACGACAUCAUGGACGACAUUGCGGAGCAGCACGACAUCUCGCGCGAGAUCACCGACGCCAUCAGCAACAACGUCGCCUUCCCCAACGACUUCGACGAGGACGAACUCGAGAAGGAGUUGGAAGAGCUUGAACAGGAGGAUCUCGACAAGGAGAUGCUGGGCAUCAACGUGCCCACAGACACACUGCCGGACGUGCCUAGUGCGGAGCUCGUCCACGACAAGCCCAAGCCCAGCAGGUCCAAGCAGACUGAGGACGACGAGGAAUUCGCAAAGCUGCAAUCCUGGGCUACGUAGGCUGAUCGAGGGUCAACUACUUGUACGUUGUGAUAUUUUGACGGUAGCGAGUCGAGUGAAGGUUUAGUUUUGCACAGUUAUUAAGCUCAAACGGAAGUGAAAUGUUAACCAUAAGUAUAUUAAACACAAUCGCACUUAAACUAUCGUGAGACAUAUUUCAAAAUAUAAAUAUAAAUAAUAGUGAGUAAAAACCGUACUGAUAAAUAUUUUGAAAUAUAUUAAACACAGUUUAAAAAUAACCAUCAAGGGCGAGUUCGUUUAAUUCGCGCACCGAGGGUUCCGUGCAAUUAUCAGUUAUCUCAUGCGACUUUAAAACACGAAAGAUUUUUGACCAGAAAUAUACUAAGUAUAAUUGUGUAUAGCGCUAUCUAUCGGCAAAUCGGCUAACUAAUGUGCGCGACUAAACUAAUGUGUGUAACUAUGUGAUUUCCUCGUGUGUCACAACUUGAGGGUGUUGAAUAUGUGUGCGAAGUCUGCUUGUUAUGAAGUCACACAUUUUCUUAAGCGACCCUACGUCUAUAUCUCUGUAUCUUUCAACUUUGUGAUUUAGCAUAAUAGACAGUAUACGGAAAUCUAAAGGUGCGUCCAGUGUGAGUUACGUUAAUUAGGCGUGCUAUAUGAUGCAAAUAUGCUGGCGGCGCAUUCGCCGAUGUGGACGCUAAGGUGCGCCGAAUGCCACGCAAAAAUGUCUCUGAGAGAAUUCGCCCAACACUGAAGCUAGGGGUAGACUGCUUUACAUCAGUGUUUCACAAACGUGUGGCGUUCACCACCGCCGGCUUCAGCAUGGAGCGAAUUUGCUCGCAUUUUUUUUGGCUCAGGCAUGAAGGUUGAUUUGAAUAUAAUAUAUGAUACAAUUUCUUUAUCUUUAGUACUAUUUAUACAUUUUAGUGAUAUAUAAUAUAUCUACAGGGGAAAUAGCACAUUUUAUCAAAAGUAAGCCUUCACUCGAACAUGUGUAUAUAAAUAUGUAUGAAACAAUCGUUCGGCUUUAUGUAAUGCGGUUAAAUGUAAUCUGCCUUAUAUAUUUACUAACUGAAUUUUGUACUAUACGUGAUCUAGCAAAUGUGAAACUGUUCAAGUUGAAUAGACUAUUACUUCAUAGUUCAAAUUUGUACUGUGAUUGUGUGUUUCCUGAGAAAUACUUCGUAAUAUCAACUGAACAUCAGUAUAGUACAAAAUAUCAGUGUUUAGUCCAAAUAUUGAUAGAAACUGAUGGAUAUGGGUAGGAAGAUGUCUGUAAUAUAAUGUAUAUUUAUUUGCUGUUUUUCUAAUCAAUAUGUUGAAGAAAACUAUUUUUAUAUUAAUUUUAAUUCGUUAGGUUUCGAAGAUGUUCGUUAGGUUUAGGUUGCACUAGAUAAGAAAAUUUGCUACAAAACGCUUGAACUCAAAUCAUCGCUUUUCAUAUCACUUUUAUUUGGUUGAUAUACCUACCAAAUAGUGCUUUUUUUACUGAGGGGUAGCGAGAAAUUUUAUAUCAAUGGUGAUAAAAUGGUAGGUUGGGUUUUAUUGCCAAUCACAUGAAAUUUCGUCUCGGUCAUCGCCUAGCCUCAGUAGCGACAAAAAACCAGAAGCAAGUGUUCUCAUUAACAAGUGAAAAGCGUUGACUUUACCCCAUUUCGGCAACAGAGUUGGGUAAAAGUAAGUAGUAAAUAUUAGUACAUAACCUUUGUUUCUCAUUCGUACUAACGUCAAUAAAUGUAACCUAGGAUUACUGCCUACAUGUAUGUUCUAGAAGGAAGCGUAUGUUUUUUAAACUCUUAUUUUACCUUGUUUAUAAUUCAAUACAUUUUACCGAAAGA